AAUACCAGGCACAAAGCCACAAAGCUUCUUCAUCAUCAUCUUCUUCCUAUUGAAGUUUGAACAAAUGGAGAUAUCAUCAUCAGCUCAUUGUUCUUUCUCCUGCACCAAACCCCAAAGCUACUCUUCUGCAUCUCUCUUUCACUCUUCCAAGCCAUUUUCUCACACUCAGAAAUCUGUUUCUUCAAUAAGCUAUGGAUUCUUCUCUGGAAAUAGCAAAUGGGUUAGAAUCAAAACAACCAAAAGGAUGAUAUUUGGACCGAUUCAAUCAUCUAGAGCUGAAAUCUCUUCCAAAGCUGAAAUUGGUGUCAAAUGGAUCCUUGAACCAGCAGGGGAUGGUGACUGGAGACACAUAGGUAAUAAGGUCUCUAUGCCUGAUGCAUUUGAAAUAGCUUCUAAUGUUGUCACAAUUGGUCGUGUUGCUGAGAGAGCUGAUAUAGUAAUUCCUGUUGCCACAGUUUCGGGUCUUCAUGCCCGAAUACAAAAGAAGGGUGGAAGCUUGUUCGUAACCGAUUUGGACAGCACAAAUGGCACGUUCAUUGAUGAGAAGCGACUUCGACCGGGCAUUGCCUAUUUGUUAGCUUCUGGAAGCUAUGUUAUUUUUGGGGAUACACAUCUAGCUUUGUUCCGAGCAAAGAAGCUUAAGAUUGCAGAAGCAUUAAGAAAACCGGAAGAGGUUGAAGUUGAGGCUGAGGUUAAGGCUGAGGUUGAGACGGAGACGGUUAAAGUGUCCAGCAAUGAGGCAGAAUCCGCCAGUUAAAUUACAAGAUUUUUUCCAAUGUAUUAUUUUUGCGCAACUGAACAAAAUACAAACGAUGUUUAUGAUAGAGAUGAUUUUCA
Molecule: messenger RNA, 837 nt
Organism: Impatiens glandulifera
Lineage: Eukaryota; Viridiplantae; Streptophyta; Magnoliopsida; Ericales; Balsaminaceae
Product: zeaxanthin epoxidase, chloroplastic
Exons: 5
Coding region: 65-757 (230 amino acids)
Molecular function (GO): mRNA binding; protein binding
Source: RefSeq, a predicted model, not a curated record